AUGCUACAACCGGAUCUGAGAUACGUGAACGGCGAGUACAAGGACAUCACCGAGGAGCUUCUGGGGUUGGCCAGGCAGCUGGAUGUGUCUGAGCUGGCCAAGUCGCCUGCCUUUCAGCUUUUGGACGGCGUUUCUGCGCUGGAAAUCGGAAACGACAGAAUGGACACUGGGCUUCUCUACAAGCCUCUGGAGGAGUCUCUCGCGCAGCUGCCCAAGAUUGACGGGGCGGAGUCCGUGUUGCGGCUGAUGGAUUUGUGUUUUGGCGUUGAGCGGGCGUGGCAGAACGGAGCUUCGUUGAUCCAGUCCGUGUUCAGCUGUGCCUACAUUGAGAGCAUUCUGGCCGGUCAUAACGCCGGAGCUCCUCUGGGACACAUUGAAUUCCAGGAGUGGCGUCAUGUGUUCAACGUGUGGGCGGUUGCCAUGCUCAAAAACAUUGGCCAGAGCCUCGAUAUCAUGAUGCACGGAGGAGUGAUUGAGGAGGAAGACAUUGUGUUCCAGACGUUCCAGAUGAACCUGUUUACAACCACAGGAGCCAAGGAGCUCGAGUCGCUGAUGGAUAGCGCCAUUGGGUGGGUUCAGACGCAGAAGAGCGAGUUUGCUCACGCCAUUGUGGACCGUCUGAAGCUGAGAAAAGAGAUUACCCAGCUUGGAGCUCUGACUCUGGCCAGGAAACUCGACGGAAGUAUUGCUGCCGCCAAACAGGCCAAGAGGUUGGCUGAGACCAUCACCGUUUCAGAUUCUGAAACCCCCCUGGAGAAAUCGUUCACUAAUGAAAUCCAGGGUCGAGUUCAGAAUGAUGCUCCUCCCAGAAACCUGGUGCGAAUGAAACCGUCGGAAGCAGUCUCGGAUUUCGUGGCAGCCAUGGACGAGAUCAUUAGCUGCGGCGACGUUGCCUCGGUGACCUCCUCCGCCGAGUUUCUGGGCUUCAUGGUCAAGUUUUCCGCCCUCAACACCAAGCCCUUCACUCGAGCAUACAUGCACACCCAGAUCAUUGAUGGCGAACAGUUUGCUCUCCUGGGCAAACCCGUGCGAGAGUGGGUCGUCAAAGAUAUGAUUGAAAACACCUGUGCAACCGGCUGGGGUCAGUAUGUCCUGACCACAUCUGAUUCUGCCGUUGCGGAACUGACAGCUCCAUUUCUGGCAGAGGCAGACAUGGCAUACUCGGAUCUGUUUGGCAUUCUCGUGCUCAACCGGUCCAGACAGCGCCAGGUGCUUUCGCACGCCGUGGUCACGUGGGACGGACUGCAAGUGAUGGCGGAGAACCUGGAAACGCAACUGGAAGAGCUGGUGGAGCCUGAUCGAAUCGAUAUGGGUGCUGGCCAGAAGAUGAACGCCAUGCCCAUCACUUCUUGGGUCAUGCUGCGAAAACUCCAGGUCAUGAUCUGGACUGCUCUUCUGGGCUUUGAACUCGACGUGUACAAGCUGCACGAGUGGGGCUUCAUGAGCUGGUACUGUGAGUAUCUCUCCUUGCAGCGAAAGCAGUACCUGGAGCGAGUUCGGUACUAUCUCUGUGUUUACGCCGAUAACGCUCAAAUGUCCCAGACUUUCAACAAGAAGAACAAGAAGAAGGGCAAGAAGGGAGGUGCUUCUGGACCCAAAGAGGUUCCCACUACCAUGCUUCAGCUGGAAGAUAUCAACAAGGCGACCAUGUUGACCCAAUCCAUGACUGUCGAGUCUUCUGCUCUCGCCGAUCUCUGCAAAUGCUCCAUGCUGCUCAUGUAUCUUUACGACCGAUUUGGACUCAUUCAGCAUCCCCAAAUCAAGUACACCACCGCCGAUCUCAUGUACGCGCUUCGUCUCAAGCCGUUUUCGUCCGUGGGAGUGCCUGCUCUUGUCAACUACAGCCAGUUCAAGGAGUCCACCACUGAUCAGCUGGACGCUCUGUCUGUCGACGACAUUUUUGCCAUUGCUACUCGAACCACCAACGAGUUGAAAAAGAUGGUCGAUGCUGUGGUGAAGCAGACGGAUGUGAAGAGAGAGCCCCAGGUCCAGCUGCUCCAGCGAUCGACUAUGGGCAUUUCCAUCAAUUUGGCCUCGUUGAAGAUGAAGAAGAAUGAUGUCAACGACUACAAGGUGGAUGUGGUUAAGAGCGGAUAUCAUUUGUUUUUCCCUGUUCCUUCGCUCAAGAAGAAAGAGUAG
Messenger RNA from Yarrowia lipolytica CLIB122, 2139 nucleotides. RefSeq lists its product as uncharacterized. Lineage: Eukaryota; Fungi; Ascomycota; Dipodascomycetes; Dipodascales. The record is from RefSeq and is a predicted model, not a curated record. Gene Ontology annotation, cellular component: NatC complex. Gene Ontology annotation, biological process: N-terminal peptidyl-methionine acetylation.